UCUUCCCUUAUUGUCACUCGGCUCCUGCCUGAAAACAGGUGGCUUCCCUCCUGUCAGCAGGGGGGAUGUGGAGGAGAAAGCUGCAGAUCAGCAGGACUAGAGCCUCACGCAGGAACAGCACGGCUCCGGCUGAAAAAACAGAAGUACUAAGUGACGACCUAUUACAGGUGGAGAAACGUCUGGAGCUGGUCAAGCAGGUUUCCCACAGCACACACAAGAAGUUGACCGCCUGUCUGCAGGGCCAGCAGGGCGUGGACGUGGACAAGAAGUCUGUCAGGUCACCCUCGAAGAAGCUUCCUCUCACAACACUAGCACAAUGUAUGGUGGAUGGGGCGGCUGUGCUCGGGGACGAGUCUCUACUAGGGAAGAUGCUGAAGCUCUGCGGCGAUACGCAGGAGAGACUCGCUCAGGAGCUCAUCUUGUUCGAGCUCACCAUCGAGAGAGACGUCAUCGAGCCUCUCUACGACCUUGCAGAGGUGGAAAUCCCAAAUAUCCAGAAACAAAGGAAACAUUUAGCAAAACUGGUCCUGGACAUGGACUCUGCACGCACACGGUAUUAUCAGUCUACCAAGUCUUCAGGACUGUCCAGCAACCUGCAGCCAGCAGGAGCCAAGGCCGACCACCUCAGGGAAGAGAUGGAGGAGGCAGCCAACCGCAUGGAGAUCUGUCGAGAUCAGUUAUCAGCAGACAUGUACAGUUUUAUGGCCAAAGAAAUUGACUAUGCAAGCUACUUCCAGACACUGAUAGAAGUCCAGGCAGAGUACCACAGGAAGUCAUUAGAGCUGCUUCAAAGUGUUCUGCCCCAGAUCAAAGCUCAUCAGGAGACCUGGGUGGAGAAGCCGUGCUACGGGAAACCAUUAGAGGAGCACUUAGCGCUCAGCGGGAGAGAUAUUGCUUUUCCCAUCGAGGCCUGUGUCACCAUGCUGCUGGAGUGCGGCAUGCAGGAGGAGGGUUUGUUCAGAGUCGCUCCUUCGGCCUCCAAACUGAAGAAGCUGAAGGCGUCUUUGGACUGUGGGGUGUUAGAUGUUCAGGAGUACUCAGCAGACCCACACGCCAUCGCAGGUGCUUUGAAGUCCUACCUGCGGGAGCUCCCUGAGCCGUUAAUGACAUACGAACUCUACAAUGACUGGAUCCAGGCCUCCAACAUUCAAGAUCAAGACAAGAGACUGCAGGCUCUCCUCAACGCCUGUGAGAAACUACCGCCAGCCAACAACAACAACUUCAAGUAUUUGAUCAAAUUCCUCUCCAAACUGACUGAAUACCAGGAUGUGAACAAGAUGACGCCUGGAAACAUUGCUAUCGUUCUCGGGCCAAACCUGCUGUGGAUGCACAACGAAGGUAACAUCACAGAGAUGAUGACCACAGUUUCCCUGCAGAUCGUCGGCAUCAUCGAACCCAUCAUCCAGCACGCCGACUGGUUCUUCCCUGGAGAAAUCGAGUUCAACGUCACAGGGAACUACGGGAGCCCGGUCCACACCAACCACAAUGCCAACUACAGCUCCAUGCCGUCUCCGGACAUGGAUCAGAUCGAUCGUAGGCAGAACGACCAGAGUCGACGGCCGCUCAGCGUCGCCACAGACAACAUGAUGCUGGAGUUCUAUAAGAAGGACGGCAUGGGUGUCAGGGUGAUGGACACUUCUUGGGUGUCGCGCAGGGGCUCGUCUUCUACGCGUAAAAGCUCUUCCACGCCACCGAGCGUGCAUCCCCCUGCCCCGCCCACUGACGCUCUCAUCCCAGAGCAGCCUGGGGAAUUCUCUACCUCCCCCUCCCCCACCCCUCCUCCCACUAGCAGCGACCGAGCCAGCUCGGAUGAUGCAUCCUCCAAUUGGUCGGAUUCCUGUUUCGCCUACCCCUCCCCUGAGGAGGAGAGGCUGCCUCCCCCUUACCCCUCUUCCUCCUCUUCCUCCUCCUCCUCUUGCUCUUCCUACUCGCUCCCUCACCACCAUUUCUACACUCGAGCACCUCCGAGUAUGCGUCCUGUCGCUCCCAGUCCCGAAUCCGUGCCUCCCGGCCCGUCCCCUCCCCGCCUCUCUGGCUACAGCCCACCCCACUCCCCACUCCUUUGCCCGUCCCCUCAGCAGCUUGACGUCAACUCCAACCCCAAACCCAAUUCCUUGCACCUGCCCAAACAGGCCUCCCUGUCUGACGCUUCGCAUGCAGCCAUGUCCGAAACAAAUGGCUCCACCCUUUACAUCAAACCCCCGCUCGUUCUUACUCGUCACGAUCUGUUCCUGGGCUCCCCCAAACCCCCAACACCCCUAUCUGCUCCCCCUCCAUGGGCAGCCUGUGUCUGUAGCCGGGAGAGAGGAGCCAAGCUGACUAGUACUCUAAAGAACAAGGAGCUGUCUCCAGUGAUCGGACAGAAGGGAAUCCAGGGAACAAUGGCCUCUAGUGGACAGUCGCAGCACUCUGAGCACAGCCCACACACCCUGAGGAGAGCAAAGAAGCUGGCCCCGAUCCCACCUAAAGGCCCAUACUGCCAGACAGGAGCCAUGUCUGACCAGUCAACAGGUCAGCCGUCCCCAGUCAGCCUGUCGCCCACUCCUCCCAGCACCCCCUCCCCAUACGGCUUCAGCUACCCGCAGGGAUACGCCACCAUUGGCUCCCCGGGACAGAUCCAGAUGGCCACCACCCCGUCUCUCUCCUCUCCACCCUCGCUGGCUGGGACUCUCACUAAGGCCAGGCCGACCCCCAAGCCGCCCCGGCAGAGGCCCAGCUUACCUCCUCCUCAGCCCCCCACCACUCCCGGCAGCAGUCCCCAGCCUCUGGACCAUUCGACAGGUCUCCUGGAUGGUUUGUCUCCUGGGGAAAGCAUGUCCACAGAUUCUCUCUGCAACUUGGACAUCCCCAUCAUUGACAUGGAACUGGACGGUAUUUUUGACUUGCCCCACAUCUCCCCCUUCAGGAACUCAGUGGCGCUGCUCGAGUCGACCAACAACAGAGCGGAGUCGGAGGAGGAGGAGGAGUGUGAGAGCACAGUGCUAUGACGCCACUGAGUUCCCCCGCUGGCUGAUUUAAAUGAAACACAACGCUACUGCUGCACCGUCUCUCUCAAAACCCCCCACGCUCAUUCAGUGACCUUUCACCUCUCCAGCUGGAUUACUUCAGCCUCACUCUGGAUCUCAUCGCCUCACCUCACCUGUACUCGAUCCAGAGGGGUCGACUUGUAAAAUAAAAAAAAUUAACUUCUAGAAAAUAACAAAAAUACGGUGAACACACCUAAAAGAAAUCUCCAUACUCACCAAAAUCACAUGAGGGGUUUGCGACAAUGUUGUCAGGGGACUUUUAAUCAGACACACAAUUUGACAUUUUAUGUUGGCUGGAAUUUAAUUUAAUGUUUUCUGUUUCUUUUUGCCUUAUUUGAUUCACUUGCAAUAUUGCCUUUAACUUCACACACGAGACUGGAAACAGGCUGCCGGGAGGAAUGAGUGCUCUUCGCUGCUGCUGCUGCUUCUCAUGAGUGAAUGUUAGAAGGAAGAACAACACAGUACUGUACAUCUGUCCUGCCAACACUUCUUCUUUCUCUCACGGUUUAUCGCCCACCUCAAGUUCCUCCUUCAUUCCUCAGGGGUGUCAGUUGAAAUGCCUCGCUCUGGCAUGUGGUGGCAACAACCCCCGAAUUUCUGUACCACCUGAGCGUUCACUGUGAGUGUGCCAGUAUGUUGUUUUGGAAAGUGUGCGUGUGUGUGUGUGUGUGUGUGUGUGUGUGUUUGGUAAUUGUACUAUAUGAUGUUGCACUGUUGGUGUCGUGGAGCAUAAACAGGAAUGCAUGUUUUAGACAUUUAGGAAAAUAACUACCAGGUUUGCAAAGAGGUUAAAUGCCCAAUCACACUUUUCUCUGUAUUUACAUCGCAUUCAAUCAGGAUCAAUCACUGAAUAUUUAUUGUUUAUACUGUACAUUUUCAGAAUAUAUGAUACAAUUAACAAAUCAAAUCAUAUUUUGUAUCUACAGGAGAGCUAUAAAGUUACCAUUUCCUCCAGAUAGAAUAUAGUUGAUGUUGUCAGGGAGCUAUUAAAUAUAUGAGAUGCAUACUGUAGUUUAUGAAAGGUACAAAAUUGAAGGACUGGAAUGACUUUUGCAAAUGCAAAAGGUCUAGUAAGCUGGGGAAUGAAAAACUCCAUGUGAUUACACAUAAUUAUUUUGGCAGCAAGCAAAAGUCGCGUGGGAUUUUUCAUUUUACCGUGUCAAGUUAAGGAGUAAUUUCAGAUUCAAGAACAUGGAGCUGAAACCACUGGAGGCUACAAAGUGCGGGUUUGGUACCAUGGUGCCUGGAGUGUGCCACCACAACAUUUGCUUAAAUUAAUAAUUUAAUUAAGUCCAACCCACAGAGCAACAGCAGGAGCUCUGUUAGCAGCAGCAGUUAUGUAUUGGCAGGAGCGCGGCCAUGUAAACAAACAAAAGUUAUGUUUGCAUUCAGUGUUUCUCACCAAAACAUUGUGUGAAUCCUUGAGCUCUAACAAACGUGUUGAAUGCAUUGCCUUCCUCCAUAAAACAUUUUUAAAAAUAUUUUGAAUUGUGCAUUGUUUACAUCCAAGCUUGCUAGCUUGCAGUCUUCUACUCCACCAACUGUGGAUCAGCAUGAAAUCAGCCGCAGGAUAUAAUUUUUGUAUCGCUCGUGUUCAUCCUCAAAUGUUAAAGGAAGAAAGCAAUUAAUUGUGAGAUGGAAUAUGAUAGACACACAAGUUAAUGGUAAAUGGUAAGUAUAAUUAAAGAGCCUUUUUAGAAUAAAUUUUGUGAUUUCAUUUUAAAAUUCGAUUAUAAAUUCAACAUAUAAAGACAGGAUAUGAAAAGGGAAUUAUUAAUUGGCAAAUUUAAUAUUAUUUUUUUUAAUGCAAUAACUGAUUUUUAUCAGGGGCACUGACAUAUUAUCGCCUUUUAAAGUUGAUAGCAAACAGUUGCCUAUUUACACGUCCAGCAGACACAGAGCAACAUUAUUAAGUCUAAUUUACUCUCAAAACAAUUAACUGAAAGAUAUAAAAAUAUCAGUUGUAGCUGCUUUAAGUUUUAUAAUGUAUAGAUCUAAAUGCUAAUUUAUAAUAGUUUUUUUAUUUAUCAAUUUAUUAAAUAAUAAUAAUUAAACAGGUCAAACUAAAACUCUAUAAUUACUCCGACGGCACACUUCAGGCUCCAUAUGGGUCAACCUGUUAUAAACACGUUGAGAACCGUCCCUGUCAAGGCGUUCUCCCUGACGUGCUGAGUUUUGUCCUCAUGCCCUGAGGUAACAUAACAUCCUAUCAUAUCAUAUAACAAAGAACUGAAAACAGUCACACUCCCAGAAAAAAAGGUGCUAUUUUUGUCCAAAAAAAGAAACAGAAAGAAAAGCUGCAGCCCCAGUGGCAAAACAAGCACACCUUUUUUGUCUGACAGUGCAGUUUCAGUUUCAGCCACCUCCCCGCCGCGGUUUAUAGGAACACUGUCUGAUGAUGCUGAUAUUUUUGGGUCUAUAUUAGUGAACCAGAGGCAAGUGCAAACAGAUGUGUAUAUGUGUUUAUUUUGAUGAGAGUAUUUAUACAGAUAUAUUUCUGAAUACUUUUUACUAGGUCUGAAGAGUUGGGAUUGUUUCCACUACACAUGAAUCUCAUCUGAGGAUUAAAAAAAGCAUUCAAACACGGGACCAGAAUUUCCCUGCUGUCGCAUUAAAACCUUUUCAGGAAUCAGAGGUUCAGUUUAAGAGAAAACUUGAAAAUCAAUAAAACUGGAGUAACAAGGUUUGCAUACGACGGCAGCAGUUUAUUUGCCUUGUGGUGGGUUUUGUUGUGACCUAUCCAGAUUUGUAACAUCCACUACACAUGGCCUCAAAGUCACUGUGCUGCUCCACCAUCCUCUUUCUUUUGAAGUACGAUAUUAUUCACAGGACUUUUGUAAAUACUGUUCGCACAUGUUCUGUAUAUACUGACGGGGAGAAAUUUAAAUAUAUAUAUAUAUAUAGAUAUAAACAAAUACUGUAUUGAAAUAUAAAUGAAGAAAAACAUUAUAACAUUAUACUGUACAUAUAAUAUUAUAAUGUUGCUGGUUCUAGCACAAUAUUGCCACAUUCACACAAAAUAACAUCAAGUAGACUUCGCACAGUAAAAACUUUAUAUGGUACAGCAGCUCUCAAGGUACUGACAUAGGCUCAAGGUUAAAUCUAGUUUGUAGAUUUAAAAUAAAUAAAAACUGCUGAUAGUGCUUGUGUUGCAGACUAAGAAUUAACCUCUUGAACCCUGAUAUUAGCUUUACAGUUAGAAAAAAUGUCCACAAUGUUUAAAAAUAUUGCAUUUUUAUUCUGCAUAUGCUUGUUUCAACACGCCAUUGCAGCUACAUGAUGCUACAUUGCAUUUAAUGGAAAAUUCAAGAUGUCUUGUGCAUCUUUUAUACAUUUUCCCACAGUUCAACCUGGCGUAUUUGAUAUUUCUGAAAAUGUUUGGAUGAAAUUUGAAAAUAAUUUUCUGUUUGCACAGUGUUUGUCCAAACAACCUGCAGCUGAAAUGAUGGAUUAAUCGUAGGAUCCAGCAGGCUUUAAGAGGUUAAAAGAGACUCUGCAAGGAAACUGCUGCAUCACUGUCUUUUAGUUUGACUAAUAAGACAGCAGAUAACGAAUCUCCUCAGUUCCACAACAUGACUGAAAACAAAAAUCUACAUGGUUAUGUCCCCCAUAUUAGAUAAAGAAAUAGAUAUUAAAAAUCGUAAUUUUAAAAUUAGAACUUGCAAAAAAUGUUUUCAGAAGCAGAAAAACUACAAAAGCAAAAAUUUACGAUUUUUACAAUUUAGGGCUGCAACUAACGAUUAUUUUCAUUAUCAAUUAACCUGCUGAUUAUUUUCUUAAUCGUUCUGUCUAUAAAAUGUUUUAAAAAUAGGCAUCGCAAUUUCAUAAAGCCCAAAGUGAUGUCAUCAAAGUGCUUGUUUUGUCCGACUAACAGCCCAAAAUCUAUAGUUAUUGUGUUUAAUCUUUAAGACCAAGAAAAGCAGUAAAUCCUCACAAUAUAGAAGCUGAAACAAGGAAAUGUUUGGCAUUUUUGCUUUAAAAAUUACAUCAACGAUGAAUCAAUGAUCAAAAUAGUUGCUGAUUGAUUUUCUUUCAAUCUAAUAAUCUACUAAUUUACUAUAAGUUUCAGAUCUGCAACAAUUCAUAACAAUUACUGGGUUCAGACAGAGCCCCCAGUUUAAAUCAAUACAGCAUGAAAUGCUAUCAUCAGUAUUUAUAACUUUAAUAAUUAAAGAAAAACUUAAUGCUGACCACAAAGCAGUUAAAAAAAAAAAAGGUUAUUGUUGCGAUUUGGCUGUGCUGAGGUGAAUGGUCUGUCCUGUCUUUGUCUAGAUUUCCGUGUUAAAAUGUGCUGCUCUUCGUUUUGUACUAAAGGGUUUCAGAUUAAGGCUUGUACAUACAGCAUUCAUCAAACACAACUUUAUUAACAAUAACCCUGUCGAGCAGAGACAGCGGGCGAGAGAUUACAGAGACAGUUUCUAGUAUUACAGCUUUUGCAAGCAUGCCCUUUGAGCACUAAAAUACGAAGGCCUUUUUUUUUACAUGAAUAGGUGGAAUGUACUGGUGAUAGACGAUGUGCACCUCAUAGGUCGUGAUAAAGGCAGAUUGUGUGUGUUGUGGACAUAGAUUCAAGUAAAAGACAGUGGUGGGGUAUUUAUGUUAUGAUCAAGUUGGGGGGAGGGGGGUGUUUGAUUUGACAUUGUCCUGUGUGAAACUCAGCAGCAUGCUUUUUACCCAUGCCUAUGAAAUAUGUCUCAUCUUUGGUCCUAUAUAAAUGUGCUUGUAUUUAUUUUUUAUAAGUGAAUAGAUCGAUCUUUAUAGAAGAAUAGUUCAGUGCUGCCCUUGACCUUUUUUAGUCAAACUCUCCAUCGAUUCUGCCAACAGUUUGUUUGAAACAGUCAUGAUUUACAGUUUGUUUUCACUGUCUGUGUUCCAUUCACACAGUUCGUUCCACCCUUUUUAACUAUAGCAAAUAAGGAAAGCACAUCCGGCCAGUGUCCGGGAAUCAAAAAUCUUCAGCUAACAUGAUGGGAGAGAAGACUGUUUGCGCCCAGAAUACUGCGCUUUUAGAUCUCUUGAAAGGCUCCUAUGACUUUACACUGAAAUUAUACAGCAAGCAAGAAAAAAUGUGCUGCAUACAGGUCUGUUUUUACCCGUACAGUUUGUAGAUUACACUGUGGUGCAUGCAGCCAUUGCAAGUAUCAUCUUAAUCUUAAUCAAUAUCAUCUUUGUUUUUGUUUUUUUGUUUUGUUUUGUUGCUAAAGUUUAAGUUCCAAGGAAUGGGGGCCAAAAUAAAAAGGGAACACAUAAGUGAUCAAGGAAUCUUUUUAGACUUAAAAGAUCUUCUUUUAGUCAAACUGUGGUGACGACGAGGACUCUUUAAAGUUUGGAUUAAAGAGGAAAUGCCUUUUCAUGGAAAUGCUAUCUCCCGGUCACCAAGUGAAACACAGUGUACAGUAAGAUAAAAAUAAAAUGAACUUCAUCCGAAUGUUGAAACUAUUAAAAAUGUUUUUAUAUUA
Messenger RNA from Siniperca chuatsi (mandarin fish), 8485 nucleotides. Its product is annotated as rho GTPase-activating protein 44-like. The record is from RefSeq and is a predicted model, not a curated record. Gene Ontology annotation, biological process: negative regulation of Rac protein signal transduction; neurotransmitter receptor transport, endosome to postsynaptic membrane; regulation of dendritic spine morphogenesis. Gene Ontology annotation, cellular component: postsynaptic density; intracellular anatomical structure; leading edge membrane. Gene Ontology annotation, molecular function: GTPase activator activity; protein binding. NCBI's taxonomy places the organism in Eukaryota, Metazoa, Chordata, Actinopteri, Centrarchiformes, Sinipercidae.